UUAUGAUCUCGAGUUUCGAAUCUAUACUUGAAUCUGCAAUUUUUUGCAAUGGUUACCCAGUCGAAUACGCCGCUGCCCCACUUCCUUUUUGUCUUGAUCAUCUGUUUCUAUUCCAUUCGACGCUCCAAAUGUAAGAGCAGACCAGACCCCCUCCGUCACCGUCGGUUCCAAAUUCUCAGAGCCCCAUAAUCGUUCUGUUCAUGUGAUUUUCCAUGCUCUGAUAAUGGGCCAGACAUUGGGUGCUUUUCAUCGCAAUUUGAUUUGAUAUCAGGCCCGGGAACGCUCUUAAGCCCGUCGCCGCGCUCACACGCACACCAACUGUUUGUAGAAAUGUCAGCUCGAGAUGCUGAUUCGCAUCCGAAGCAACAGCCUUCUCCCCUCUAGAGGCUUUCUUUUUGUGGGCUGUAACUAUCUUUGUCAGCCUUUCUUAUUACUUCUCUGUCACUACCCAUGGUCAGGUGCCCUGAGAUCAAGCAAUGGCUGCUCGGUCGGUUUACUCUUCAUCAGUGUCUUCGCUACCACCCCCAAGUCCGAAAUCUCCGCCUGACUACCCGGAUUUGUAUGGGAAGCGUCGAGAGAUAGCCAGGAUACAGAAGCUUGAAGGAGAAAUUGGUUUCCUUGAGGACGAACUAAAAUCCAUUCGAAGUCUUCAACCUGUCUCAAUCAGCUGCAAAGAGAUUAGUGACUUUGUAACGGCCAACUCAGAUCCAUUGAUGCCUACAUAUAGGACAAAACAUCGGCGAUAUCGCAUCUGGAAAUGGUUAUGCGGACUUCCUUGCUUUAAUUUGUCAUGGCUGUGCUGCUGCUCUUGCACUGGGUGCUCUGUCUACCUAGAGAUGUCUCGCAGCAGUGAUUGCAAACCAUGCAAGUUUCCAUCAUGUUUAAGCUGUUGUAGCAUGCCGAAGUGUAGUUCCUUCUCUUGUCCCUCUUUGUCCUGCUGUAGAAACAUCUCGUGCCGUAGGUUGUGUUGUUUUAUAUCAUUACCUUCACUUUCAUGCCCCCCUUGUUGCAGCUGCUGCGAAUGCAAAUGCAACUGCAAAUGCAGCUGUAAGUGCUCUUUUCCAAAAUGUUCCCAGGUAUCUUCUUGUCGCCUCUGCACAAAGUCCUGUUGCAACCCCUGCUCUUUAUGCUGUUGCUUUUAGUUCAGCAACACUAUUCCAUAUAGUUUAUCUUGAUCUUCUACAUGAUAUAAUCAGUGUACAUUAUGAUGAAUAUCUUAAUCUGCUGGAUUAUUGAUG
Messenger RNA from Cucurbita moschata (crookneck pumpkin), 1238 nucleotides. Its product is annotated as guanine nucleotide-binding protein subunit gamma 3-like. The transcript has 8 exons. The coding region runs from base 477 to 1142 and encodes 221 amino acids. Lineage: Eukaryota; Viridiplantae; Streptophyta; Magnoliopsida; Cucurbitales; Cucurbitaceae. The record is from RefSeq and is a predicted model, not a curated record.